AUGGCCCCAGUUAUUUUACAUUUGAGAGCUGAAACCAAGCCUUUGGAACACAGAGCAGCUUUGACUCCAACAACCACUAAGGCGUUGUUGGAUGCUGGAUUCCAAGUUUUCGUUGAAGAAUCCUCUCAAUCAAUUUUCAAGUCUGAAGAAUAUAAAGCCGUUGGUGCCACUAUAGUACCUGAAGGUUCAUGGGUUGAUGCACCAAAGGAUCGUAUUAUCAUUGGUUUGAAGGAAUUACCUGAAGAAUCUUUCCCAUUAGUACAUGAACAUAUUCAAUUUGCUCACUGUUACAAGGGACAAGCUGGCUGGCAAGAUGUUUUAAGAAGAUUUCCUCAAGGAAAUGGUACCUUGUAUGACUUGGAAUUUUUGGAAGACGAGAGUGGAAGAAGAGUUGCUGCUUUUGGUUUCUAUGCUGGCUUCGCUGGUGCUGCUAUCGGAGUCUUAGAUUGGGCUUUCAAGCAAACUCAUGCUGAUAAUGAAGAAUUGCCAGGUGUUGAACCAUAUCCUAAUGAAGAUUCUUUGAUCAAGGAUGUCAAGGCUGCAUUGGAUGAUGCUUUGUCUAAGAAUGGUGGUGUAUUCCCUCAAGCUUUGGUUAUUGGAGCUUUAGGUAGAUGUGGUUCUGGUGCUGUUGAUUUAUUCAAAAAGAUUGGCAUCCCAGAUGACAAGAUUUUGAAGUGGGAUAUGAAGGAAACUGCCCGUGGUGGUCCAUUUGUAGAAAUUGCCGAAAGUGAUAUUUUCGUCAAUUGUAUCUACUUGUCCAAGCCAAUUGCUCCAUUCAUUGAUUUGAAAACUUUGAAUACCCCUGAAAGAAAGUUGAGAACAAUUGUCGAUGUCUCUGCUGAUACAACAAACCCUCACAACCCUGUCCCUGUCUAUACUGUUGCUACUGUUUUCAAUGAACCAACUGUUCUUGUUGAAACCACAGUAGGUCCCAAGUUAUCUGUUUGCUCUAUUGAUCACUUGCCUUCUUUGUUACCAAGAGAAGCUUCAGAAUUCUUUUCCAGAGACUUGUUGCCUUCCUUAAUGCAAUUACCCGAAAGAGAAACCGCUCCUGUCUGGGUCAGAGCUAAGCAAUUGUUCGACCGUUUUGUUGCUAAGUUGUAA
This is a messenger RNA of Lizanozyma spartinae, 1104 nucleotides long. RefSeq names its product saccharopine dehydrogenase (NAD+, L-lysine-forming) (gene LYS1). The transcript has a single exon. NCBI's taxonomy places the organism in Eukaryota, Fungi, Ascomycota, Pichiomycetes, Serinales, Debaryomycetaceae. The record is from RefSeq and is a predicted model, not a curated record. Gene Ontology annotation, cellular component: cytoplasm. Bases 1 to 1104 code for a protein of 367 amino acids. Gene Ontology annotation, molecular function: saccharopine dehydrogenase (NAD+, L-lysine-forming) activity.